ACAAGGCAGGUUCUGUGGGCAGUUUCUUUGGAGGAAACACAAUGGAAAGGCGCAGUGGAAGACUGGCCAGCCUUCAAAAGCAGAAGCCCAAUAUAUACCGAGAAACAGGAGUGAGGAGGAUUUUCAAAAGACCGUACAGGAGCAAGCACUCUUCUAGUGUCACACGAUUGAAACAACACUGCAGCCCUGAGCAGGACCAUUGUCCACACAGCGACAGAGAUGCAGAAGACUCAACAGAGCAGAAUACCUGCAGCACAGAGCUGCAUGAAGGAAGCAGCUGCUCCAGCAAAUGUCUUCCUGAAACCAGCACAUUGGUAGACACCACCAACAAUUCCCCUGUGUUGCACAACCAAGGGCAUAUCCCGUUAGAGGAGCAGUCCAGGAGAGUGAUGAAGAUGGUUGCUUUUCUGGCAAUAAUAUUCCUGUUGGGCAUCUUUUCUGCAUUUGUGCAUGGCUUUCGCUUGCCCUCUGGGACCUGCAAGCAGCAGAUGCAGUUGAAGCUCAGACACCAGAAUGAGAUUCUUCAGCAACACCUUCAGCGGGAAAUUGAUGACUUCCAAGGGCAGAUCACUGAGUUGCAGAUUCAAGUAGCGACUCUAGCAAAGAUGCAUGGACAGCAGCGUAGGAGGACAAAGAAACAUCCAGUAAGGUCAGUGGACAGUUGGGUACAGGGCAACAGUGACCGCAUCCAGAGGGAGGACUUUGCUCUGAAAUCAUUGGGUGCCUCUGUUGUGAAAUACAGUGAAAGCUACAAGACAGGUGCACAUAUCUGUAUAUUUGGAUUCUGCUGGGAAUAUUCACGAUCUCCAGAUGUGAUUCUACAGCGGGAUAACACUCCAGGGAACUGCUGGGCCCUGCGUGGAGCUCGUGGCUAUGUCGUGGUUAAAUUAUCCAGAGUCAUCCAUCCGCUUGCUGUCACGCUGGAUCAUAUUGCCAAGGAAGACUCUCAGACAGAAGAGAUAUCCAGUGCCCCAAAGAACUUUGCCAUCUAUGGGCUGAAAGAAGGCUUUGGAGAGAAGGGAGGCGCCUUCCUAGGGGAGUUUGUCUAUGAUCAGGAAGGGUUCCCUGUCCAAACAUUCAAGCUGGAGGAUGCAAACACAGAUCGAUUUGGAUACCUACAGCUGAGAGUCCUGAGCAACUGGGGUCACCAAAACUAUACGUGCAUUUAUGGGCUUCGUGUGCAUGGGGACCCAGCACUCUGACAAACCUGCCAGCAAGAAUCCAUGCAAUAAAUAAUUACUUCUGGGUAACAUGUUCACUUUGAUAGUGUCAGUCUGGCCAGUAACAGCCAACAGAAGCAGUCCUGUUUUUUUAUAUUACUUUUGACUCACUCCAGAUUGAAGAAGAUGCUUAAUGAAAUAUAACCUGAUUCCUAAAAUCCAACUUGUGGCUAUGGGCAGAAAGUGACACUGUAAAAAUGGCACCUUCUUACUCCACCAAUCUACUCCCAGAGUAUUAUCUGAAUCCUAUUUGCUGAUUUAAUUGGCCAAAGUAAGUUUUAACAAGUCCAAUUAAUACAGUACUUCUUGGAGAGACUAAGCUUGAUUCUGUUCCAGCUUGUGUGCCAUCGACAGAAUUGUUAACAAGGCUUCAUUUGUGGAAUGGAUAUUACUGUUGCUGAUGCAUUAGUCAGAAAGAACCCAGCUGGACUUUCAAAUUCCAAUGGGCUGGGCCAUUAGUGUAGAAAUAUAAUUCUACUUGUAAUUUUGAACUGGAAAGGGGAGCCACACAAGAGUGGAGCCCACAAUACAGUUUUUAGCGUCACUUUUCAGAGCAGAACCACUUUUAAGACUUAUUAGAGACAUUCUUAGGCAGUCUAUGUGAUCAAAAUAGGCAAGCACCCAUGCUGGGCAGUCUUGGCUACCCAAAAGAGAUUCUUCUUCUUAAGGAAACACUCAGUCAUCUACUAUUAAAAUGCACCUCUGCAUGUUUGGAAAGAACAGUCAUCUCACUAAGUGCCAUUUUAUAUACGGUGGAACCCCAAGUAUGCUAGUCAUUUUCUAAACAGGAAGAAAAGGGGUGAA
This is a messenger RNA of Chelonoidis abingdonii (Abingdon island giant tortoise), 2024 nucleotides long. RefSeq names its product SUN domain-containing protein 2-like. The record is from RefSeq and is a predicted model, not a curated record. Gene Ontology annotation, cellular component: meiotic nuclear membrane microtubule tethering complex; nuclear envelope. Gene Ontology annotation, molecular function: protein-membrane adaptor activity. NCBI's taxonomy places the organism in Eukaryota, Metazoa, Chordata, Testudines, Testudinidae.